Molecule: messenger RNA, 2874 nt
Organism: Mangifera indica (mango)
Lineage: Eukaryota; Viridiplantae; Streptophyta; Magnoliopsida; Sapindales; Anacardiaceae
Exons: 11
Coding region: 292-2649 (785 amino acids)
Source: RefSeq, a predicted model, not a curated record
AAACAGAUUCUAAACUUCCAGAUACGCCCAGAUGACCAUACGCCAGCACCUGCGUGGAACAAACGCACCGAUCGCUCACUCCAGCAUUGACCUCAACAAAACGCUUAAAAUAAACCGCCUGUUAUCGUACGCCUCCCUAUUUAUACAGGUUGACCAUCAUUAGCUCGAUCAAUUUGUGUGGAUAUUUUCAUAGAACAUUCUUUGGCAUCACAGCCUAUUCGUCUUUACAGGGAAAAAAAAAAAAUCAUCAAACCCUCUCGAUUUUGAUCAGUUUCAAUUAUCAGAUAAUUGAUGCAGAAAAUGCAAGAUUCACAAAUCAUACUUAAGAUAUCGGUUAUUUGGAGGGGAAACAAGUAUGUUGUGGAAAUGAAUUCUGAUGCUUGUCUCAAGGAGCUAGGCAAUGAGCUCCAUAAGUUGACCGAUGUCAAGGCAGAUACAAUGAAGUUGAUCGUUCCUCAAAACAAAGGAUCAAAACUGAUGUCUCCUUUCUCUGAUGAUCAUUCAAGAUUAAGUUUGCGGGAAGUUUGUGUCAUUGAGGGGAAGCCAAUCAGAAUGAUGGGAGUAUCUGAAGAUGAAGUUAACAAAAUUCUGCAAAAUGAGAAGGCAGACCUGAGGAUAGUUGGAUUUGAUGAAGAAGAAAAGCGAUUGAGGCAACGAAUGUUCCAUGGGCCCCUUCCCCCACUGAAACUUCCUCAAGGACAAUAUAUCUUUUGUGAUUUUCGCACUCUUCAGAUUCCCGGAGUAGAGUUAAAUCCUUCAGCUUCAGAGGCAUUGAAAAGAAUGCAUAUGCUUGCUGCAGAUCCUGGAAUAGUUGCUAUCAUGAACAAGCAUCAUUGGCGAGUAGGAAUAAUGAAAGAGCUGGCCCCUGUUGGCUAUGUUGGCAUAAGUCCAAAAUGCAUUCUUGGUUUUAACAAGAAUCAUGGAGAGGAAAUAUCUCUGCGUCUUCGAACUGACAAUCUUAAGGGUUUCAGAAAAUAUGAGAGUAUUAAGAAAACUCUUUUGCAUGAACUUGCGCACAUGGUAUACUCUGAACAUGAUGCAAAUUUUUAUGCUCUUGAUAAACAGCUGAAUCAAGAAGCUGCUUCUUUAGAUUGGACUAAAUCAAGGGGCCACACUUUGAGGGGUGUCAGGUAUUCAGACCAAUAUGAAGAAAAUUUGUUUGCUGAAGAUGUUAGAAAUGCUUCCCACAAGCUUGGGGGAAAUGUUUCAGAACAGUUGGCGAGUGCUCGCGCUUCUUCAGUGGCUGCUGCUUAUCGUCGAUUAGUUAAUGUUUCUGCUAACAGUUUUGGAGCAUCUGAAGAGUGUGAAGAAUCUGAUCAUAUGGACUUAGUUGAAAAAGAAAACAAGAUUGAGCCUGAUCCUGAUGAUUCUUUGGAGGGGGUAACUUUGGCAGCAACAAAUUCAUUUGAAGAACCUGAUCCAGAUGAAUCUGAUCAUAUGGACUUAGUUGAAAAAGAAAACAAGAUUGAGCCUGAUCCUGAUGAUUCUUUGGAUGGGGUAACUUUGGCAGCAACAAAUUCGUUUGAAGAACCUGAUCCUGAUGAAUCUGAUCAUAUGGACUUAGUUGAAAAAGAAAACAAGAUCGAGCCUGAUCCUGAUGAUUCUUUGGAUGGGGUAACUGUGGCAGCAAUAAAUUCGUUUGAAGAACCUGAUCCAGAUGAAUCUGAUCAUAUGGACUUAGUUGAAAAAGAAAACAAGAUUGAGCCUGAUCCUGAUGAUUCUUUGGAUGGGGUAACUUUGGCAGCAACAAAUUCAUUUGAAGAACCUGAUCCAGAUGACUCUGAAGCUCUCUUUAAUUCUGGAGUUGUGGCUGAACCUUAUUCUCAUCACUCUCAGGUAAUGGAGGUGGAAAGCAUUCUUCAGCCAAGGAAGAGAUUGGGUGAGCCUGAUCCAGAUGAUUCAGAGGCUAAGGGGAGAAUUUCAGGAUAUACAAACAUUGCACAUUCUUUAGUGAAUGAAACCAGGGAAAAUCAAGGCAAUAUAAAGGCUUAUAGAGAACCUGAUCCAGAUGAAUCUCAGGCCAAUGGAAUUGUACAGGAUGAGCCUGAUCCAGAUGAUUCAGAGGCUAAGGGGAGAAUUUCAGGAUAUACAAACAUUGUACAUUCUUUAGUGAAUGAAACCAAGGAAGAUCAACACAAUAUAAAGGCUCAUAGAGAACCUGAUCCAGAUGAAUCUCAGGCCAGUGGCAUUGUACAGGGUGAGCCUGAUCCUGAUGAUACUCUGGUACAUCCACAUGGUAUAUCCAGUAUGAAAAUUGAUGAACCAGGUCCAGAUGCCCAAGAAUUGACGAGAAUCCAAGAACCAGUGACUGUUCUUUGUAACCGUCUGCAGAAGGCGAUUGAGAUGCUGCAAGCUGAAGUUAAUCCCUUGGAGGCAUCUACUGUCCUGCAAACUCUAUUUAGGAUAAUUAGGAAUGUGAUUGAACACCCUGAGGAGAUGAAGUACAAAAGACUCCGGAAGGCUAACCCCAUAAUCCAGAGGAAUGUUGCACAUUAUAGAGCUGCCUUGGAGAUUCUGAAUUUGAUUGGUUUCAAUGAAGAUGUUGUUUCGGAUGAAAUCGGAAAAGCAGAAACUUAUUUAGUGUUGAAACGGAAUGAUCCAGGGUUGUUGUGGCUCGCCAAGUCCUCCCUUGAAACGUGCAUUGCGUAGUAGCUGUGGAAGGAAGAUAUAAUACUGGCUGUUGAAGAUAUUCUGAAUGAUAUGGCAUGACAUGUGACAUGAUGAUGUGGUAUGUGAUAUAAUGUGGCGUGUUAAGUUUUGUUUCUUAAAAUUGUAAAUUUCUGUUUUGAUCUAGGAUUAUUUUAUGUAUAGGAAAUUAAGUUUUAAUUACCAAAACAUAAAAUAUAAGGAGUAUGAUGAUGUAUUGAUGUGGUA